CUCACUUGCUUGAUUGUCAAAUCACAAAUGUCAAAUCGCCAAUUCGCAAACACGGAGAAGCCGAAUUGCUCGUAAUUUAAAGUGUUUUAUACUUUUAUAAUGGCAAAUAAAAGUGAAAUUACUAACCAAAAAGUGAAUCCCAUAAAAGUUCCUCUUGAAACUGACCAAGGGAUUUCACUGAGCGAAGAACGCAAAUGGGGUCUGCCACUGAAAGAAGUUUAUAAACAUGGACUCUUCUUUUACAAAGAUAAAGAAGGCAAAGCCAUGCAUCUAAGUUAUGAAGACAGGCUAAAGUUAGUAGCAUACACACAACAAGCAGCUCAUGGGCCUUUGGAUACUAACUCAGCACCUCCUCUUGGGGUCUUGGAUGUGAUUGGUCGGGAUCGCAGAGCGGCAUGGCAGGCUUUAGGUCAAAUGUCACAGGUGCAAGCUAUGGCUGGAUUUAUACACACACUGGACAGAUUAUGCCCUCUUUUCAAACCAUACUUAGAAGCCAUACAAAAGGACUUUGAAGCCAAAAAGCAGCAAGAGUUGAAAAAAGCUGAAGAAGAAAAAGCUCAUAUGGAACUACAAAAUAGAAUAAUAUUAGAGAAACAAAAACAAGAAAGUACAAAAUUAACAGAGGAACAACAAGUACAAAGGAUAAAAGAUGCCCUAAACGCACAAACAUACGAGCAGUUCCUUCAGUACGCUCAACAGCAAUUCCCUGGUAAUUACGAUCAACAGGCAAUUCUGAUCAGACAACUACAAGAUCAGCAUUAUCAACAGUAUAUACAACAGUUAGCCGUUGACCAGCGGCUUGCAAACUCAAAUCUUAACUAUAAAGAGGAGUCUGAUGAUGAGAAUGAUAAUGAAAAAGAGGAGAAGGAUUGCAAUUUGAAUGAUAGCGAUCCAGCCAUUAUGGAUAAUAACAGAGCUAUGCAGACUUCAGAGAAGACUGAAAUAAUCGAUUAUAAUGAAGAGUCGCGAGAAGAGGAAUCAGAUGGUGAUGACCUGGUAUCGCCAGUCGAAGACGCUCGUAUGUGGACACGUGGCGAUAUAGUUCAGUUCAAAGAAUCGGCCCGCGCCAGUGGGGGCAGGCUCACUGUGGGCCACGGGGAGACCAUCACUGUGAGGGUGCCCACUCACCAUAGAGCAAGGUGUCUCUGCUACGAGUUUGCUACUGACAACUACGAUAUAGGUUUUGGCUUGUACUUCGAGUGGAGCAAGUCGCCCACGUCGGAAGUGACCGUGCACGUCGCCGAGAGCGACGACGAGGACGACGCCGACGACGACAACGACGAUGAAGAAUAUACGAUACACGAGUCGGCGGACCCGGAAAUGGGCGCGGAGCGGCGCGCGCUGAGCAGCGCCCGGCCGCCCGUCAGCCUCAUCGUGCCCAUCUACAGGCGGGACUGUCACACUGAGGUAUACGCUGGUUCCCACACGUACCCUGGCGAAGGAGUCUAUUUAUUAAAGUUCGAUAACACUUACAGCCUGUGGCGAUCUAAAACUUUAUAUUACAAAGUAUAUUAUACGCAAUAGAUUAUUAUUAUAUAAAUAAUAAUAAAAUAAACAGAUUAAUAUUAUAAAUAAAUGUAUUAGAGAUUUUAUAAUAGCACUAUAUGAAUUGAAUAAUUUUAACGCAUUUCAUGGGUGUGUCUGAAAAUAAUGAGUUUUGUUCAGAAAUUCAAAUGUUAAGUAGUAUAAAAGUCAUAGUAGUUUUGUAGUUUAAAAGAAAUGCUCUGUUCCCUGUCAUUUAACUAGAUUAUUAAAAACAUUAUUUAUUAAAACCUGACUGGUGUCCCAUUUGGUUAGUUUGAUAGCUACAAUGUGACGAUCGCAACCACCUCAGAUUGGUGUACAGUACCACUAUUUGCUAAAAUGCACAGUUGUAGCAUAAAUUGAGCCAAUCACUACAGUUGCGGUUUAACUAUAAUAUGCUUUCGUGCUGGUAUUUAUUUCCACAAUACAAUAAUUAUUGUAAUAACUAACGUUUUAAAACCGAAUAUAAUGAGAACUAAUCUACCACUUAUGAAAUGAAAUGUGUUAAAAUUAUUAUAGAUCAAGUAACCAAUUAGGAACAUGACAAUUCGUUUAAAAAAUAUAAAUAAAUAAAUUAUUAUUAUUAAACGUAUGGAUUACAUACUGCCAUUAAUACUUAUUGUGCAAUAGGAGUCAUGAAGCUUGGUUAAUAAAACAGUUAAAUAUAAUUAUUCAUAAUAAUUAAGUUUAAAGUAACAAAUAUAUAUAUUUAAUUAGUAUCUCAACGGUUAUAUGUUUUGUAUUGUAUUUAAAUUUAUCCUGCGUUAGAAAAAGAGACAUUUUUACGAUUCUUGUAUAAAUCAGAACUUGGCUAACACCACUGUGCCGUGUCUAUAGAUAUGAAUGUUUAACUUAUUAACUUUACUUUUAUUAUUUCAAAAUCUAUUCUAUUGUUAUAUUAAAAUAU
Molecule: messenger RNA, 2431 nt
Organism: Maniola jurtina (meadow brown)
Lineage: Eukaryota; Metazoa; Arthropoda; Insecta; Lepidoptera; Nymphalidae
Product: Golgi resident protein GCP60
Exons: 10
Coding region: 100-1524 (474 amino acids)
Cellular component (GO): Golgi membrane
Molecular function (GO): fatty-acyl-CoA binding
Source: RefSeq, a predicted model, not a curated record